Lampris incognitus (smalleye Pacific opah) is the source of this 1556-nucleotide messenger RNA. It is a transcript of the gene dnaaf10, whose product is annotated as dynein axonemal assembly factor 10. The transcript has 8 exons. NCBI's taxonomy places the organism in Eukaryota, Metazoa, Chordata, Actinopteri, Lampriformes, Lampridae. The coding region runs from base 115 to 1191 and encodes 358 amino acids. The record is from RefSeq and is a predicted model, not a curated record. Gene Ontology annotation, molecular function: ubiquitin binding.
CUCUGCGGCGGCGGCAGGAGGGAGGCUCUGGCGUGACGUGUCUGCUAGCCGGACCAGGUCUUAUCGUUUUGGGUCGGAAUCCAACGUUUGACGAGUGUGUGAAGUGCGGUGGACAUGUCGACACCUUUCGAAAAGCCCCAAAUCAUUGCGCACAUCCAGAAGAGUUUGACCUACACGGUCUUUGACUGUAAAUGGAUCCCUUGCAGUGCGAAGUUCGUGUGUCUGGGUAACCUGGCGAGGGGUACCGGAGUGAUGCAGAUCUAUGAAGUCCAGCACGGAGAAGUCCCGCUAGUGAAGGAGAUUGAGAAAGCAAAACCCAUAAAGUGUGGGACAUUUGGAGCCACCUCUCUCCAGCAGAGACACAUAGCAGCAGGGGAUUUUGAUGGAAACCUCCACAUAUGGAAUCUUGAAACACCUGAGAGUCCAGUGUACUCUGUCAAGGCACACAAAGAGAUAGUGAACAGCAUAGACGGUGUUGGAGGCCUAGGAAUCGGCGACGGUGCACCAGAAAUCGUCACUGGAAGCAGAGACGGGACAGUGAAGGUAUGGGAUCCCAGACAGAGAGACUCACCUGUAGCCAACAUGGAGCCUUUGAAAGGUGAAACCAAGAGGGACUGCUGGACUGUUGCCUUCGGUAAUGCCUUCACUGACCAGGACCGCUGUGUUUGUGCUGGCUAUGACAAUGGAGACAUCAAACUCUUUGACCUCCGCAACAUGUCCCUGCGCUGGGAAACUAACAUCAAAAAUGGGGUGUGCUGUGUGGAGUUUGACAGGAAAGACAUCCACAUGAACAAACUAGUGGCCACAUCGCUGGAGGGGAAAUUCCACGUCUUUGACAUGAGGACCCAGCACCCCACCAAGGGUUUUGCUUCUGUUUCUGAAAAGGCACAUAAGUCGACCAUCUGGCAGGUGAGGCAUCUGCCUCAGAACAGAGACAUCUUUAUGACUGCAGGGGGAGCUGGCAACCUACAUCUAUGGAAAUAUGAGUACCCCGCCCAGAGAAGUCGGAAGGAUGCGGAGGAUGUGGAUGUGGGCGUAGCUGGAUCUGUCAACCUAUUACAGAAUGUCACACUGUCCACCCAGCCAAUCGCAAGCCUGGACUGGAGCCCCGACAAGCAGGGCCUGUGUGUGUGUGCCGCCUUUGACCAGUCUGUGCGUGUGCUCAUUGUGACCAAACUGAACCGUGUGUGAUGAAACUGUACACUGAUUGUUGGGUUGUGUUGCGAUGACUCGAGACACACGUGCCUUUGACAUAUUGAUAGCGACAUAUUGAUUAAUGCCCCCCUGUUUGUACCCCUGCACUGUAAACUGUCUUCAUCAUUUAGUCUUGCGUGUCUGUCUUUAUUCUGGCCGUGGUGGGGUCAUCCUCCAUGUUUCAAAAGCGUCUCACUUGUUUCAGCAGUUGUGUACAGGUGUGUGGGCAUCUAGAAGGGAAGCACUCUGUUACUUCUGCUCCUUGUUAAGAAAAUGUUGGACAAAACAACGUUAAGACGAGGUGACUGGACCAGGUUGUCUCUGUUAGUUCUGCUCCUUGUUAAGAAAAUGUUGGACAAAAC